AUGAGUACUCCCAUUGACUUGAAGGAGUGGGACGAUGAUAAUGACGAUGACAAUAACGAUAAUGACGACGACAAUGACGAUAAUGACGACAAUGACGAUAAUGACGACGACAAUGACGAUAAUGACGACGACAAUAACGAUAAUGACGACGACAAUAACGAUAAUGACGACGACAAUGACAAUAAUGACGAUGACAAUGACGAUAAUGACGAUGACAAUGACGAUAAUGACGACGACAAUGACGAUAAUGACGACGACAAUGACAAUAAUGACGACGACAAUGACGAUAAUGACGACGAUAAUGACGACGACAAUAACGAUAAUGACGACGACAAUGACGAUAAUGACGACGACAAUGACGAUAAUGACGACGACAAUGACGAUAAUGACGACGACAAUAACGAUAAUGACGACAACAACUACAACAACGAAAACAGCAACAGUGACGACAAAUAA
Messenger RNA from Homarus americanus (American lobster), 456 nucleotides. RefSeq names its product prostatic spermine-binding protein-like. The transcript is spliced from 2 exons. Lineage: Eukaryota; Metazoa; Arthropoda; Malacostraca; Decapoda; Nephropidae. The record is from RefSeq and is a predicted model, not a curated record. The coding region runs from base 1 to 456 and encodes 151 amino acids.